UGAAAAUUAUUAUCCAGCAAUUUUACUUAUAUCUAUCGUCGUACAAAAAAAUUUAAGUCAAAAUACUUUAAUUUGGUAUUAUCUUUCAAUAAAUAAGGAAAACCAUAUAUAUUUAUUAAUAACACAAGUCCUCUAUAACCUAAUUCUGAAGUAAACAAUAAAAACCUAAACAUGUGUUUCAGUGCCGGUAACGCUUCGUAACAUUUCGAACGCUUUUUUCUAAGCUGAUAUAACGUAAUAUUUAAUUUUAAGCUACAAAUCUGAUAUAUUGCAAUAUAAACUGUAUGUUAAGGAAUUAACUCGAAUAAAUACUCGAUUCAAUUUGGUGUAUUUUUGUGCCAAAAAAAAGACAUGAGGUUUCAUGUAGGAGCUGUCAAUCUGAUCAACAGGAUCGGAAAAGUAAUGUCGAAUUCGAAAAAAUCAAAUCGUCCCUUUACUGUUAUCGUUGAGGGAAAUAUUGGCAGCGGAAAAACAACAUUUUUAAACCAUUUUCAGCGAAAUUCAAAUAUAUUAGUUUUAUCAGAACCGGUGGAAAUGUGGAGAAAUUGUGGGAAAGCUAAUUUAUUGGGUUUGUUAUAUGAAGAUCCAAAACGUUGGUCGUUCACAUUCCAAUCAUAUGUUCUCCUAACAAUGAUUCAACAGCAUUUUUUAAAGACAGAGAGGAGUAUAAAGUUAAUGGAAAGAUCAAUAUACAGUGUGCGAUAUUGCUUUGUGGAUAACAUGCAAAGAGAAGGGCUCAUGCCGGCACCUUCUGUUGCAGUAUUGAAUGAGCAGUUUAAUUGGUUGCAAAGUAAACCGGAAGCAAAAGUUGAUUUGGUGGUUUAUCUUAGAACAAGCCCAGAAAUUGUUUAUGAACGAAUGUUGCAAAGAAAUCGUGAUGAGGAAAAAACUGUAUCCAUAGAAUAUCUAAAAAAAUUACAUGAUGUUCAUGAAAACUGGCUUUAUUAUAAAAACGCGUAUAGUUGUCCUGCACCUGUAUUAGUUUUGGAUGCUAAUUUGGAUAAGAAGACUAUUGUGAAAGAGUACAUUAAAUCAGAAAAACUGAUAUUGAAUAAGUUAUCUAUUUCUAUUUAACUGAAUUUUCUAGAUCUGAAAUGUAUUUAAUUUUGAAUAUUUUGUUAUUAUGUAAUAAUUGAUAAACAUUGAUUAAUACAAUUUAUUAUU
Molecule: messenger RNA, 1164 nt
Organism: Onthophagus taurus
Lineage: Eukaryota; Metazoa; Arthropoda; Insecta; Coleoptera; Scarabaeidae
Product: deoxynucleoside kinase-like
Biological process (GO): nucleobase-containing compound metabolic process
Cellular component (GO): mitochondrion; cytoplasm
Molecular function (GO): ATP binding; deoxynucleoside kinase activity
Source: RefSeq, a predicted model, not a curated record